This is a messenger RNA of Benincasa hispida (wax gourd), 3677 nucleotides long. RefSeq names its product P-loop containing nucleoside triphosphate hydrolases superfamily protein. Gene Ontology annotation, cellular component: mitochondrial outer membrane. The record is from RefSeq and is a predicted model, not a curated record. NCBI's taxonomy places the organism in Eukaryota, Viridiplantae, Streptophyta, Magnoliopsida, Cucurbitales, Cucurbitaceae. Gene Ontology annotation, molecular function: ATP binding; ATP hydrolysis activity.
GAAGAGAAAAAAAAGACCCUAUUUCUGUUUCUGGGGCUUUCUUUUAUCUCUGCCUUCCUCCAUCCCACAGUCCCUCGCUUUUCUCGCACCUCCUCUCACUUCCCUUCGCUCUACCAUGGCCACCAGCUAAUCUUGGGCUACCGCUGGCCGUCUAUGUUUAUUCCUUUUUCCAUCUUCUUCUAUCACCAACUGUUUCAAUUUACAGGAUCCUUCUAACUUUCAGAUUUGUCCGGGGCAGAGUUUUUGGAGGGAAAAAAACAAGAUUGGUUUUUUCUUCUUUUUAAUGUCAGAGUGGUAGAAGUUGAAGAAGUUGCAAUGUACGCGAGAAGAAUAAAGUGUAGAAAUCAGAGAUGGGAUUUAGUAUUUCGGCCAUCCAAAUAUUUAAGCAGGCCAGGUGGUCUGGAUGGUGGUUAUCAUCAAUAUUUGAAUUGUAAAAGUUUUUCUCGGAGUAGGUUUGUACGUGAUAAUUCAAUUACAAGACAUCUUUUAGCUUCCUUGGGGGCAGGAGGUAGCUACUUAAAUUGUCAGGCUAACUUGGAUCGGACUUCAAAUUCAUUUUUAAGAAGUGCUCAGCUACGUCGGUAUAGUUCAGAUGGUGAUGGAAGGAAUGCUAGUGAGGGUAAGCACAUACCCGUAAAGGAUGCAGCAAAUUUUGAAAAGGGAAAGGAUAGGGAAGAAGUAAUCAGGGAAGAUGCGAAACAUACGGAUCCUCAUGCUGAACUUGGAGUACAAGAUCAAAAGGAAUGGCUUAAGAAUGAGAAGCUUGCAAUGGAGAGUAAAAAGCGAGAAUCUCCAUUCAUCACUAGAUAUGAAAGGUUUAAAAACGAGUUCUUACGAAGGAUUGUUCCUUGGGAGAAAAUCUCUGUUUCGUGGGAUACCUUUCCAUAUUACUUAAAUGAACACUCAAAAAAUUUAUUGGUGGAAUGUGCUGCUUCCCAUUUGAAGCACAAAAAUUUCACUUCCUUAUAUGGUGCUCGUUUGACUUCCUCAAGUGGCAGAAUUCUACUUCAAAGCAUUCCAGGCACUGAGCUCUAUCGCGAGAGGUUAGUCAAAGCACUUGCCCGAGAUCUAAAAGUUCCUUUACUGGUGCUAGACAGCAGUGUUCUUGCUCCUUAUGACUUUGGUGAUGAUUGCUCCUCAGAGUGUGACUCAGAUGAUGAAGCAGAAUCUGGUGAGGAUUGUGCAUCAGACUCAGAGGAUGAGAAUGAAAACAGUGCGAUUAACGAGGAGUGGACAAGCGGUGGGGAGUCAAAAUCAGAUUGUAGUGAGAGUGAUGAAGUUGAUGUUGAGGCAACUGCAGAAGCAGCCCUUAAAAAACUUCUUCCAUGCAGCAUUGAAGAGUUUGAGAAAAGAGUGAAUGGAGUAUCUGACGGUUCUUCUGAGUCAUCAUCACAAUCCGAGCCUAGUGAAACUUCUGUUAAGUCAAACAGACCGCUAAGGAAAGGUGAUCGAGUGAAGUAUGUAGGCCCUUCUAUACAUGUUGAAGCUGAUAAGAGGAUCACAUUGGGGAAGAUUUCAACAUCUGAAGGUCCAAAAAGUGCUUAUACCAUUAUUCGUGGCAGGCCUUUAUCAAAUGGUCAACGUGGGGAAGUCUAUGAGGUUGAUGGAGAUCGAGUUGCCGUAAUUUUGGAUGUCAAUGAUGUAAAAACAGAUGGAAACAAAGAUGAAAAAUCCUCAGAGUCUCCACCAAAACCUCCAAUCUAUUGGAUACAUGCUAAGGACAUCGAGCAUGAUCUUGAUACACAGUCUGAUGAUUGCAUUAUUGCAAUGGAGGUUCUAUCUGAGGUGGUUAAGUCGAUGCAACCUAUUAUUGUCUAUUUUCCAGACUCUUCUCAAUGGUUGUCUCGGGCGGUUCCCAAGGCCAACCGUAGAGAAUAUGUUCAGAAGAUGGAGGAAAUCUUUGACAAAAUAUCCGGCCCUGUGGUUUUGAUCUGUGGGCAGAAUAAAAUUGAAUCAGGCUCAAAGGAGAAAGAAAAAUUUACUAUGAUACUUCCAAACGUUGCACGCAUUGCCAAGUUGCCUCUAUCAUUGAAGCGUCUUACUGAGGGGCUUAAGGCAACAAAGAGAUCCGAAGACAACGAAAUAUAUAAGCUCUUCACUAAUAUUUUGUGUCUGCAUCCUCCCAAGGAAGAAGAAGUCCUCAGAGCUUUCAGUAAACAACUCGAAGAGGACAGAAGAAUUGUGAUUUCUCGGAGUAAUUUAAAUGAAUUACAUAAGGUUCUCGAGGAAAAUGAGCUGUCAUGCUUGGAACUGUUGCAUGUAAUUACUGAUGGAGUUAUAUUAACCAAGAAGAAUGCUGAAAAGGUUGUUGGCUGGGCUAAAAAUCAUUACUUAUCGUCAUGCCUGCGUCCAAGCAUAAAAGGGGAUUGCUUACAGCUGCCACGUGAAAGCCUCGAGAUUGCAAUUGCAAGAUUAAAGGAUCAAGAAACUUCUCGGAAACCCUCUCAAAGUUUGAAGAACCUUGCAAAGGAUGAGUACGAGAGCAACUUUGUUUCAGCUGUGGUACCUUCUGGUGAGAUUGGUGUGAAGUUUGAAGAUAUAGGUGCCCUUGAAGAUGUGAAAAAAGCACUUAAUGAACUAGUAAUUCUUCCAAUGAGAAGGCCCGAGCUUUUCUCUCGUGGGAACUUGUUGCGACCUUGUAAAGGCAUAUUACUUUUCGGGCCUCCUGGUACUGGGAAAACACUUCUUGCCAAGGCACUCGCUACUGAAGCAGGAGCAAACUUCAUCAGUAUAACCGGAUCAACACUUACAUCUAAGUGGUUUGGUGAUGCUGAAAAGCUUACAAAGGCCCUCUUCUCCUUUGCCAGUAAACUAGCUCCUGUCAUUAUUUUUGUUGAUGAGGUUGACAGUUUACUUGGUGCCCGUGGUGGUGCUUUUGAGCAUGAAGCUACAAGAAGAAUGAGAAAUGAGUUUAUGGCAGCAUGGGACGGGUUACGGACAAAGGACAACCAACGGAUUCUUAUCCUUGGUGCAACGAAUCGGCCAUUUGACCUGGAUGACGCCGUCAUUCGAAGACUACCUAGAAGGAUAUACGUAGACCUACCGGAUGCUGCAAACCGUAUGAAGAUUCUUAAAAUAUUUCUUGCACAAGAAAAUAUAGUACCUGAUUUCCAGUUUGAAGAACUUGCAAAUGCAACGGAGGGAUACUCUGGCAGUGAUUUAAAGAAUCUUUGUAUUGCUGCGGCGUAUAGACCCGUCCAAGAACUUUUAGAAGAAGAAAAUCAGGGAGGCCAAAAAGACAGUGCUACUCCACUGAGGCCACUUAAUUUGGAUGACUUUAUUAAAUCAAAAGCCAAGGUGGGGCCAUCGGUCGCCUUCGACGCUACGAGCAUGAAUGAAUUAAGAAAAUGGAAUGAACAGUACGGAGAAGGCGGUAGCCGGAGGAAAUCGCCCUUCGGCUUUGGAAACUAAGGUAACACAUUUGAUUGAUUAAUAAAGAAAAUAGAAGAAGAGGAAAAAAGAAACAGUCUUUUAAUUUAUUUUUCUAACGGGAACACAUUUCCCAUUCCUUUUUGAGUCCCAGUAGAGUUAGGCUUCAUCUCUUGUUGAAUGUAUUAGUUUCAAUUGUCUGUUGCCCAAGUUUUCUUCCUGUAACAUAUUAUUAUAGGAACCAUUCUUCUCAUAUUUUAAAAAGUUAUUUCUUUCUUUUCAAUAUGAUUUGUUGGGUUUUUCUUUUU